Molecule: messenger RNA, 204 nt
Organism: Ilex paraguariensis (yerba mate)
Lineage: Eukaryota; Viridiplantae; Streptophyta; Magnoliopsida; Aquifoliales; Aquifoliaceae
Source: the annotation of a GenBank genome assembly
AUGGGUUAUGGUUGUAGCCUUGUAGGGUUAAUCUCCUAUACAUAUAAGUUGCGAACUAUCCCUAAAAUUACUGUAAGACUGAGAACUAAUGGUGGAAAUGGGUCGUCCACUGGUAAGAUGCUAACAGGUGGCGAUGAAUUCUUUACAGAGGGAACACCAAUGGAAGAAAAGAAAAAGCAUAAGAAUUGCAUCAUGAGUUUGUAA